Messenger RNA from Chanos chanos (milkfish), 8349 nucleotides. It is a transcript of the gene mgaa, whose product is annotated as MAX dimerization protein MGA a. Gene Ontology annotation, molecular function: protein dimerization activity; DNA-binding transcription factor activity, RNA polymerase II-specific; RNA polymerase II cis-regulatory region sequence-specific DNA binding. The coding region runs from base 1 to 8349 and encodes 2782 amino acids. NCBI's taxonomy places the organism in Eukaryota, Metazoa, Chordata, Actinopteri, Gonorynchiformes, Chanidae. Gene Ontology annotation, cellular component: chromatin; nucleus. The transcript is spliced from 29 exons. Gene Ontology annotation, biological process: positive regulation of DNA-templated transcription; cell fate specification; regulation of transcription by RNA polymerase II. The record is from RefSeq and is a predicted model, not a curated record.
AUGGCCGCUACAGAGGAGCAGGCAGUAAUGGUGCUUCACGAGGAAGGGGUGGCAGCCUCUGCCUUAGCCCCAUCCACUGCUUCCGCCCCCACACUUUUUGUUGUUCUUAAACCAGGCCAGCCGAGUGAUGGUGGACAGGACCAGCAGGGAGCAAACACUGUUGUUAAAUCUGCCCAAGGCUCCACUGUAGCAAGCUCCUGUGCCAUCUCAUCAAUGCUGCCAGCAGCAAUGGCAAACACUAGCUGUAGCAACCAGCAAGGGAACCUGUCACCAGAGGCCACGUGCAAAGGUAUCACGGUCACUCUGGACAACAAUAGUAUGUGGAAUGAGUUCUACAGGUGCAAGACUGAGAUGAUUCUGACCAAGCAAGGCCGCAGGAUGUUCCCCUAUUGUCGCUUUCGUAUCUCUGGAAUGGAACCCUUUCAGAGGUACGUGUUGGCCAUGGACGUCACUCCGGCGGACAACCACCGAUAUCGAUGGAGCGAACGGCGAUGGGAGCCUGGUGGAAAAGCAGAACCACAUAUUUCGGGACGUAGCUUCAUCCAUCCAGAAUCUCCUUCUCUCGGUCAUUACUGGAUGCAGAACCCUGUGUCGUUUUACAAACUUAAAUUAACGAAUAAUACUAUGGACCAAGAGGGCCACAUCAUUUUGCACUCCAUGCACAGAUACCUUCCACGUCUGCAUGUGAUUCCAGCAGAAAAAGAGACUGACAUCAUCCAGCUGAAUGCGCCUGACGUUAUGACCUUCACUUUCCCACAGACUGAAUUCUUUGCUGUCACAGCCUACCAGAACCUGUCCAUCACCCAGCUUAAAAUUAAUUAUAACCCUUUUGCUAAGGGUUUCAGAGAGGAUGCCGCCAACACUAGAAUUCUGAAGGCUGAUAAUGGAUCCUCCUCUGAAGCUUUGGAGAAGGAGGUCAAGCUCAGCAAGGAGGCUAAUACACUGAAGAACUUGAAGUCGCUGUUUGCGAAGAAGAACGUUGUUGAAAAAGCUGUAAAGGAUCAAAAGCCCAGCACAGUGAAUGGAGAUACAGGCGCUGUCAACGUCCCAGACCUUACGUCUGGCCCCUUCACACUCAACAAUGGCCCAACCCCUGACCUCAUCCAUGGCCCCAGCACACCCAAUGCAAGUGUGACAACCACGCCCCCAUGUACCUCCAACCCUGUCAAAGCUUCCAACACCAUCACUGACUUUCAACACAAAACAGAGUCUGCCCACGAACCUUGCUCUGACCCUUCUGUCGAGAUUUAUCAUGAGGAGAACAAGUUGUCUCAAGAUGAUGCUCCAUCAUCGCCGUCCCACGCUCCCUGUUCGCCAGCCUUCUCUCUCCUGAGUGCUACCCCCUCGUCACCUGACCCCGAGCCACAAUCUCCAGGCCCUGAUGAGGGAGGAUUCUCUGGAGCUUUGCAGCCAACAGAAAGUGCUGAGGGCAGUGGUGCUGCUGCUGUCUCAAUGCCCAGUUCGACUGUUUAUCAGGCUUCUGUCCAGCCUGUGGUAGGAAUUAAAAAUCAGAAGUGCAAGUCGAAACAUAGAAAAGGUGGGAAAAUGACACAGAAUGAUGAUGAGGAGGUCACUGAAGGUCCUGUUCCAGUUCCUCUGCAGCCCAGUCUAGAAGAUGUAGAGGGGCAGUUGUUUGUCUCCUUCAUGUCCAAGGAAGCUCUACAAAUUCACCUGGGAAAUUAUGCCUCUAAUGAAGAGACAGCAGUGCAUCUUCAGACAACUCCAGAAACCACAGACAAAAUGGGUGGCGUCGUGGAAAACAUCGAGGAAAGGAUAGCAGCACUUGAGAAGUCUCUGCUGAAUGACUUAAAACUUAUGAGGCACAGACAGGUCAUCCACCCAGUAUUACAAGAAGUUGGCCUAAAGUUGAACUUGCUGGACCUCAUCUUGGAGAUUGACCUGCGGUAUCUGGGGGUCCGUUUGCCUCUUCCUCCACCUGUUCGCUGUCCUGGAGGCAGUUUGUCCUCCUCCAACGUCCGAUUUGUUUCUAGGACUGGUAAGACAACAGACUUCACCAAAAUCAAAGGCUGGAGAGACAAAUUUGUUCCAUCAGACUUAACGUCGUCUGAAGGAAGCACAAGCUCAGACAGAACCCAGAAGAACCUGUCGGCUUUCUGCAGCGACAUGCUGGACGAGUACUUGGCCAGUGAGGGCAAGCUGAUUGACGAGCGUGCCGCCAGUUUCUCUCAGGCGGCCGCCACCCCAGUGACCUACCAGCUUCCCACCAAGAGCACCAGCUACGUCCGCACCCUGGACAGUGUGCUUAAAAAACAGGCUCUGUCUCCUACUUCUGUGGCCACGUCUGCCUUCUCUAGGCCCUUUUCACCUCCCAAAAGGUCUACACAGCGUCUGGGGCCUCAAGACUCCUGUAAGUCACUUGGAAACAAACUGGCUAAAUUUUCAACGCUUGCGCAUGCUCUGUCAUCCGAACCUUCCACUGUCACCUCAGACAGCAGAAAAUCUACUUUGAAAAACAAGACCGGAUUAAGUACAACAGAGAAAUCGUCAGCCUCUUCAGAGAAUAGAGAACUUGGUAAAUCUAAAAGUAAAAAAAAUGGAAAAACCAAGAUGAGGCCGAAGACGUUGCAAGGUCAUGGCCAUCUCGGGUCAGGAUUGACCUCAGAAGACGGAGCAGAGGAGUCUAAAACGGGAAACACCAGAUCAAGCGCUGAGGGCGGACAUAGCUCUGGCCUGCCAAAGACAUUGGUCAAGCUGAUGGAUGUGGAGGAUGGAGCGGUGUGGGAAGGGAAACCUCGCACCUACAUCACAGAGGAACGGGCAGCCAUUGCACUGUCUUCACUCAUCACUGGAGAGGGGACUUUGAAUGUAAACCCAGCGGCACUCAGGAUCAUAAAGCGGCGGGCCCCUCCUUGCCUCAAUGACUUCUGCCGGCUUGGGUGCGUGUGUGCAAGCCUGGCCCAGGAAAGACGGCACCACCACUGCGGUAAGCCGGAGUGCAUGCUUGGCUGUGGCUGCCUCCGAAGGAAAGUAGUGCUUCUGAAGAGCUCUGUGAAGGAAGAGGACGUCAGCGGAGAAGAGAAGACUUCGUCAGCGGCCGCAGAAGAAGGUGAAUCUGAACCAAAGAAGAAAAAGAAGAAGAAGAGGAAAGCUUAUGUCUUAUCGGAUCCUGAGACGGUACCGGAACCAGCAUUGCAUGUGAAAACUUUGUGGAAUAAGAAGGAGAUUGCACCAGACCCAGAGCCCAUCUUCAUGCCCCCGCCUGUCAUCUAUCCAUCAUCUCCAUCACUGGACACGGAUCAAAACUUCGAGAGCUGCUCUCCACUCACACCACUCAAAAAGUCGAGAAUGGAGAAUCUGGAUGAUGCAGAGAGCAGUAUGACUUGUGCUCGUACACGUCCAAUCAGCUUCAAGAAGACCCCAUCAAGUUCCAUACAGGGCAUUGGAAAAGAAAAUGAACACUGCGGAACUUUGGCACGCACAAUGCAAGAGAACCAGACGCAAAAGCUUCAGGAGGCUGAUUUGCUUUCCUUGGCAGCUUCCAAAAGACUAGAGAUUGUCUCCAACUGUAAGUGGAAGGGAACAGGCAUCCGGAACUAUGUCCUGCGGGUUGUUUGCGAGCGCAUGGCUCAGGACCGGCUGAAAAGCCCAUUCUGGGUCGGCAAGUACUACGUUCAGCCCAUAUCACAGACGCCACUACCGGACGAGGAGGGAUCGACCGUCACCUAUAAAGUUCGCAUCUCCCAGCCUGGCCUAUCGCAAAACAGAGUGCAGAGGAAAGAGAUGCCAGCAGAUGUGCGAAACAAGGCAGAUUUGAUUAGUAUGAUCGGAAAGAGGGCGGAGAAAGGUCUGCCUCUCCUUUCAAAAGUGGCUCCAGCAGGCUUGCUAAUAGCCAAUAAAAAACAGCCUGGGUCAUCAGCUCAGGGACUGAUAACGGUGAAUGGAAAACAAUAUCCACAAGCUAAACUUGAAUUGAGCCAGAUGGGAGCACUGCACCCAGCCAAUAGGCUGGCUGCUUACAUCACAGGCAAGGCCUGGCCCACCACUCAGAGUGGGACAAAGGUAGAGAAGGUAGGGACAACAGUGUCCCCCACUAAGGCUCCUCCUUCGGUUACUCCUACCACCAGCGCCUCCAAGGCCACCUCCGUUACCAGCACAUCUGCCUGCGCCAUAAUAUCGGUCACCAAACCCAUGGUGACCAAACCCACUACUGGGAAGGUUCUCUCCCAGGUUGUGGUCAACCAGUUCCUCUCUGAACAGCAAAAGCUGCCCAGCACUAGCGCACCACAGAUCGUGGAAAGUGUCCAAAAGAUCAUUUUGCCUUCACCAUCUCCGAUGGCGACCCCGAAUAUACAGGUUGCCACCACUAAGCCCUUGUCAACCCCUGGCACCACAGAUGGGACGACUUCGCACCUUAAAAGUGUGCCUGGUUCUCCAUCCGGAUUGGAUACUCUAGAGAGAGGGAAAUCCUUUGUGAUGGUUCCUGUGUCUGUCCAGCCUACAGUGCCUACUGGUGGGCCCACCUUGCCAACACGCCCCAAGAGACCUAUCCUCCCGCAGGGGCAGAAGUUGCCCCUGCGGUUGGUGAGGACCAGCCCCCUUGGCACACUGUUCCGAGGCCCUAAUGGGCAACUCGUUCGACUGAUACCCCUCAGUCAGGUCAAAUCCUUAAAGGCCAAUAAUCCUGUCACAAGCUCAAAUACAGUUACACAUUUUCCCACACCAGUGGCGCCCCGCUCCGCAGCCAUAAGACCCCACAUAACCACCACAGCCACCCGCAGUGUCGCUGUGCCUCUGAAAAGGUCUCCAGGGGGCACUGCCACCAUAAUGAGCCCUGCCGUACCUGCUAGUUCUGCUAUUCAAGCCCAGAGCCAAACACCAGUACACAGCAGUCCUAGUAAUGUUACGCCAACCCCCUCUGUGACCACCCAGUCUGUCAGCCCUGCCUCAGGUCAAGAUCAGGUCAAAGUUACUUUCUCCAAUUUUCUCAGCCCCCCAAAAAGCCAGGGAUCCUUGGGGGACAGCGGUUUGGAUGCCAUGAAAGUUGUACCGCAGAAAAGCUGCCAGGAACCUGGAAUAAUCAAAACUACAACUGCGAAAGGCGAAACUCCGAAAUCUCACGGGGCUGAUCCAGUCACUGAUGCUUUCAUGUGUUCCUCAAGCUCCUCAUCCAGUUUGACGCAAGGUGGAGACCAGGAAUCAGAGCGUGCUGCUGUUUGUGCAUUGGCUGGUGGCUCCGUUAGUGAUCUGAAGCCUUCCCAGGAAUCAGAAACCCCCUCUGGGGAAACAGCUCCUGCUGAGGUGAUCCUUGGAGACCACUCUUACAUCGGCGGACAGAGUAACCAGGACACAUCUGAUGAUAUAUCCAGUGCUGCCCAUCCGCUGCAAAUUGACAAUAGCACUUCAUCGGUCUGUGAAUCAAAGCAGUUGUCUGACCCUGGUAAAGUGGCCCAUGAGACAGCUGUUUCCCCCAAAGGUGAAGGUGGAGCUGCUGCCCUUUCUUCGAAUUCUGGCUCCUGUUCGCUGGAAAAGGAGGACCUUGACCUAAAGGUUGUGAGUGAUGAAGAAGCUGCUGAAAGGGCAGAAGCUUCAGAGGUGACUCCGGAUGGAAAAGACAAUGAAAAAUACGCCGACAGGGAGGAAGGAGAGAUAAGCUCUGACAUUAUGGGGGACUCUGAUGAGUACACCGAGGACUCUGAAGACUCGGAGGAUGACAGCGAUGACGACAUCCAUAGCGUCUGUGAUUCUGACGACGGAGAGAAGAGCAAAGAUAACGAGGUAACCGACUCUGUCGACGAGGAUACUGUAGACUUCCUCGAUAAGGAAGAUGAGGACGCUGUGGAUGUUGAGACCGUGGAGGAGUUGCCCGAAGAGAUGCGCGUUGCGCCACUGAGGACGUUGACAAGCCAUUCAGAGUUUACUACAGUGCAACAUGCAGGCAGAAGUCACGAAAAGCGCGCUUUGCACAAAAGAAUCGAGAGAAUGAGACGUUACGAGCUUAAAGAGCGUUUCCAGAACCUGCAGCGUGUCCUGGGCUGUGACCUCGAGAAAACCACCAAAUAUCUCACGCUUAACCAGGCUCGUUUGGAAAUUAGUACUCUUUUGGCACAAACUGAAAGUUUGAAAGAAGAGAGGAAGGUGCAGGAACAGCAGCAGGAGGCAUACCUGAAAAGAAUCUCUGAAUUAUCUGGAAAGAGUGAGGACUCUGUCCUUCUCAACAUUCAGGGCAUCUGCAAGAGAGAGAAAAGCCUAGAAAUCCAGGACCAGGAGACAGGUGAAGGUGUGGCUGCUCCCUCUCCUCCAACGUCUGCCUCCCAUAUGUUGAUAAAAGGGGAGCCGGAUAUGAAACCUCCAGUCGGAAGAAACAGUGGAAACGCACACCCAGGCAGGGAGCAGGGAGAGAUAGACUCAGACGUCACAGAGGACUCUGUUGACCUGUUCGAGGAAUCGGAGGAUUCAGAUGAUGACAGCGCCCUGGUUAUCUGUGAUUCUGACCAAGAGAAGAGCAAGAAUGAGGGGAAAACUUGCUUUGUCUUCCCUGACAUAGUAGAGUUGACUGACAGUGAGGAGGAUGAGGAGGAUCUUGAAAAGAGCAUUUACCACAGAAAAACUGACAAAAUGAGACGUGAUGAUCUUAAUGGACGCUUCCAAAAUCUUCAGCAUGCCAUUGGUCGCCAUGACCAGGCCACCAAAUAUCACACACUCAACAAGGCGCGUUUGGAGAUCAGUACUCUCUUGACACAAAGUAAAAACUUGACAGAACAGAGGCGUGCUCUAGAACACCAGCAAGUGGCAUAUCUAAAGAGAAUCUCUGAGUUAUCAGGAAAGAGUGUGGAAAAACAGAAAAGUCCCGCAAAGCUCUCAGAUGCUCUGUCCACGUGCAAACAGACCCCAUCUGUGCAAAGUCCUGCCCCAUCAAAUGCCUCAAGCCCUUCCCCAGGCAACAGCCAAAGGCCCACGCUGAACCUGCCCUCUCACCGUACCCUGGACAGCGCGCCAAACUCUGACUCAAGCCCUGCCCCACAGAUUAGCCCACGAAACACGAAAGCUCCUGCCCCAAACACGUCCCCAAACCGUACUCCUGACACGGUCGUCCAACAUCUCGCAAAACGUCCGUCCUUUGGCUCUGUCUUCAACUAUUCGGUGCAGCGGGAGAGGACCAGGCCCAACAUCCUGUCCCGCCCACGAUCGAAGCCCGGGCCGCCUGCCCCCAAAGCCCCACCAAUUAUACCUGUGCUGAAUGCUGUGUUGCCAUGCAACCAGAUUUUGACCAUCAGCAACCCUCUGCAGCCUAUUGGUAUCACUGAGAUUAGAGGCCAGCCAACCACACCAGGUGUUGCAUCAGUGACCUUUGCUGUCCCUGCCAUACCUCACCAAGUCCUUGUUACAAACCCUGUUCCUGAACCACAAACGCUCAAGGUGAUCAGUGGUCAUGCCGUGGAGGUUAACAGUUCAGACAAAGGCAUCGUCCCUCCCAAGAUCACCAGUGUAAUUUCAGUGAUGCCACCUGCGGAGAAGCUGCUGGUACUUGACAAAAUGGAAGUUCUUACCCCCGUCUCUGUCCCUGUCCACGUCCCCGUUCCUGUCCUUAUGCCUAGAGCGGAGCAGACAUCUAAAAACAGCCCAGUGUUGGAGCGAGGUAGAGUUGAGGGAGACAAGCUGGCUGGCAGCAGUGGCCUAAAACAAACUUUAGAGAGUAUUGUUUUGAAGGCGUCAGAGGCUGCCCCCAGUCGGAGGGGAGAGGCAGAGAGGAAAGAGGGGAAAGAUGACGGCAGGGACCCUGAAGACGAAACCUUGAUAGAUUUGCUGAAUGAGCUUAUCUUUCUCAAUCAGCAACUUAACACUGAGAGCUCCGAGCCAACAGAGGGCACUUCGAAUCUGGCUGAAAUAGGAGGUGUAGCGAUGGGAAUGGCAUCUGAGCCACCAGCCGGUGCCGACAAGGAGGAUGACCGGUCACUAAGCCCCCUUUUCCUUAGGCUGGAUGAAGAACUCACGACCACGCCUACUGCAAAGGAUGACGACGCUCCACCGGUGGUGGACGACCUUGUCAAGGUCGUCUUUGGAUCAGAACCGCUGCCAACGCCGGGAUCAGGGGUUUCCAUGGCAACCAACGGUCAUGGUCAGCACAGCCCGACGGUUAGUGUUAAUGGGGAGACUCUGACUCCGCCCCCUCUACAGCAAAUGAAAGCUGGGAGCGCAGCUACGUCUACAGAUUCAACAGACAAACCGAAAGAGGAGGCCAAAGUGUCAUGGAGGCCAAUGCCAAAACUGGCACCUUUAGGUUUAAAGGCAGUAGUUCAGGCUCAAGAUGCUACGUUGUCCAUAAACAAAACACCACCACUUAAACCUAGAAAUACACUGCCCACUGUCAACAACCCUCAAGAGACCUGA